AUGUGCGUUGAUUGCUGUGAUUAUCGCAGGAUAGGGAAGCAGGACAAGAUUAUGGCUGACCGCAGAGCUGCUGAGAUCGAACUUGAUGCAAGACAACCUUCUCGUCUCACCGCAAGUGUCUCCAGAUUCUUCACGGCCAACUUAGUCACCAUUUUCAUUUUUUCACUCUCUCACCCUUCUGGAUCUGCCUUUAGCUGGCAUAAUCUCCACGGACCAAUUCCAAGGCCAUUAGCUGAGAUGUAUCUAAUAACAACUUAUAUGUCCCGUGUUUCACUUCGUAAUUUUCUGUUCUCGAUCUUCUUUCUCCCUGGUUUUGAAGCUUUGACAACAACCCUUGGCUGGAAGGUCUCGAGCUGCUGGGGCUUGCGAGUUAUGAUACGAACUGCUAUUGAUGCACUUUGCCGAAAAACAGAUAUCGGACUUUGCUCUAAAUCAUUUGUGCCGGGUGAAUUCUAUUGA
Striga asiatica is the source of this 459-nucleotide messenger RNA. The record is from the annotation of a GenBank genome assembly. NCBI's taxonomy places the organism in Eukaryota, Viridiplantae, Streptophyta, Magnoliopsida, Lamiales, Orobanchaceae.